Misgurnus anguillicaudatus (oriental weatherfish) is the source of this 5989-nucleotide messenger RNA. It is a transcript of the gene dla, whose product is annotated as deltaA. Lineage: Eukaryota; Metazoa; Chordata; Actinopteri; Cypriniformes; Cobitidae. The record is from RefSeq and is a predicted model, not a curated record. Gene Ontology annotation, cellular component: membrane. Gene Ontology annotation, biological process: Notch signaling pathway; cell communication; multicellular organism development. Gene Ontology annotation, molecular function: Notch binding; calcium ion binding.
CAAACAACAUUAUAGCCCCUAAUUGUGAUGCCCACACGACUUCAUAUGAUCGAUCCCGUGUGAUGCGAGCCGGGCUUAGGUUCCCACGGCCGUCCAUGUGCUGUCCAACUCCGCUGGGACUGCAACACUUCUGGCUUCGCCCGCGCCAUCUGGCCCCUGCCGGCCCAUACCGUUACAGGUUCUUUAACAUGCUUCUGGUUCAAUUUAGACGCAGGCAGUGCGCGCACACACAUACAAACACGCGCGCGCGGGCAGAGGGAGGGAGGAGACAGGCGUUUAGUCAGUGGCAGAUGGCUUGUAAGGGUCUGGCCGCGUCUGAAGGCGUACCGUAUACCCCCUUCAGUGACUGUCCCCCGAGGGGCCGUGCAAUCAAUGAAAAACGAAAGCGCAUAGAAAAGCCAGAACAAGAGGAGCGCGAGUCCUACCGACGUGAUACCAAAGGGGUUUGAGUUACUGCAGGGUUCAAUUAAACCAGCACUAACGCUUUAACAGUUACUCCCUUUACUGUUAUUUGAUUCCGAAGGGGAGUUUCUGUAACAAACAUAACUUGACGUAAGAACAGAUUUGUUCCCCGUUGUUGAAAAGACUUGUGCUUUUUAUACAGAAAAAGAGCUGUUGAUCUAAAAUGGACACGCAUGAAAGUAGCUGAUUCAUAUAAAGAGGAAUCCAAUUUUAAAUCAUCCAUAGUUUCUAGUGUUUUCCAAGCCAUGCUCAAUGAUGCCACCCCCUUUCAUCCCAUCACGGCCCCCUGGGCAGAAAAAGUUUGAGCAUUUUUCCCCACUCAUGAUGUCAGAAAAUUUGGCUCAUUUAAAGCUCGAUUGAUUUGGAAAUACAAGGGCUCAAAGCAUAUCUUAACACAGUGAUGUAAUUUGUCUCACUUGUGUUUGGUUACCAUGGACCUCAGGCGAGAGCUUUUGUGCUGGAGAAAAUCGCACUUAAAUGAACGACCAAAUUAAGACCCCCACCCCCAAUUACGCGAGAGCAUUGUCUCUCACAAAACUUUUGCGAAUAAAACCGUAUACCCGGUUUUAAUGUAAGGCAAACAGUCGGGCAUCGCAGAGGUUCAAAAGACGAAGAAAAACAAACACAUAUUUGUUUGAAUGGGGUCCUGAGAAUGGAGAGAUAAGGAGGCGAUUUGCUUGUUUUUGUGGGCCUCCGCGGAUCGCCCGAUUAUGAGGAGGACGGUAGCGCAGGUGCUGCCUGAAUUACCAUACAGCUGAGCGCAAACUUAUUCCGCCGGCACACAAUAGCGCAGUGGCCCGGGGAUGGCCACGCGAGCAACACACACACACACACACACACACACACACACACACACAUACACACAACACACACGGGCGCACACACACGCACGCGCUCUUUCACAGCAGAGCUACACGCGUAACGCACACACACACACAGCAGAAAAGGGAAAAGCAAGUGGAGAAUUUGGCCUCCAUACAAAUGAUGCGUAUUCUUUUGUGAGUUUGCCUCACACACACAUAGCCUGCCCUAUACACACACAGUGCUGGCAUGAGGAAUGUUUUUAGAAACAAACCAGGAAACUCUGAAUCAGGAAACGCAAAGGGAAGUGGCAUCAUUUGUUAAAAACUGAGAUUUGUAUACUUUUCUAAACUUUUACCAUCACUACGAAAUGAAUCAAGUUUGGACACGAAAACGCACAAAAACAAUGGAUUUAUAAUUCAAAGAGAGAGAAAAUGAAAAACAAACCGUAUUAAGUUAACAUAAACCUUACAGCUGAAUUAAGUUUAUCUUUAUGCCACCUAUUUGAUAUAUUGAAUAAAAUGCUAAUUAUAACACCGGGCAGUCUAAAACUUUACCGAGUUGUAAAUUAUAGACGCGCUUUUACGCACUCAUAACAGUGCUGUUAUGUUUGGAAGAAGCUGGAUGGUUGGUAGGGGCUGGUUGCAAGCGAGCUGCAUUGUAAAGCGUGGGACAGAUUGGGGGUAGUAGUGCAUUAGCAUAUUAUUACCCCGGCAUGUGGCACCCCGUAUAAAACUGGCGGCAGGCGGCCUCCCUCCAGAUACAAGCACACAGUGCCGUGGGAGAAAGACGUGAAGAGAAAUGUUGGGCCAGUGACAAAUCCUGGUUCAGGAACAACCAAGAAGGAACUAUAAGCAUCAUUCUCACCACAGUUUGCUGAAGCUUCAUCUGAACUUUUCAACCACUUUUGAGGAUUAUACCAUUGGCACGAAUUCAACAAGUCAUUCCGUUGGAGUUUUUGGACACGUUUGAGGAUUGUUUUUGCGCGCACUUGACAUGAAACGGGACAACGUUUACUCGCAUUAUCUCCAGUAGCCUACUUAAAGUCUCCUCCAAUGCAUCAGACGGCUAAAAGAAACGUGUUUUAAAAUAAGGUGAACUUGGUCCGUGCCGAGUUGCUCAAAAACUUUCCAAAACCUAUUUAUUUAUUAUUUAUUCGUCAUGGGACGCAUCUUACUGUUGCUUUUCGCCAUCCUGUACACGCUGCUCUGUCAGGCGUCCUGUUCAGGCGUCUUUGAGCUCAAGUUGCAAGAGUUUUUGAACAAGAAGGGUGUGCAGGGCAACAAAAACUGCUGUAGGGCUGGCCUGACCUCCCUUUACCAGCAGUGCGAGUGCAAGACUUUUUUCCGCAUCUGUUUAAAACAUUAUCAACCCAACGCAUCACCGGAGCCGCCAUGCACUUACGGAGGCACAGUUACCCCCGUGUUGGGAUCCAACUCUUUCCAAGUGCCAGAUACCUUACCGGACGGUUCUUUUACCAACCCCAUCAGGAUGAAUUUCGGUUUCACGUGGCCGGGAACCUUUUCACUGAUUAUUGAAGCGCUGCAUGCUGAUUCCAAAGAGGACCUAACAACAGAAAACCCAGAGCGCAUCAUCAGUACCAUGACUACGCAGCGUCAUUUGACUGUGGGUGAGGAUUGGUCUCAGGAUCUGCACAGCGCGGGCCGAACCGAGCUCAAGUUCUCUUACCGCUUCGUGUGCGACGAGCACUACUAUGGCGAGGGAUGCUCCGUGUUCUGCCGGCCCAGAGACGACGCGUUCGGCCAUUUCACCUGCGGCGAACGCGGAGAAAUCAUCUGCGACGCCGGAUGGAAGGGCCAGUACUGCACGGAACCAAUUUGCCUACCAGGAUGCGAUGAGGAACACGGCUUCUGCGAGAAACCUGGAGAGUGCAAGUGCAGAGUCGGAUUCAAAGGGCGCUACUGUGAUGAGUGCAUUCGGUACCCGGGAUGCCUUCAUGGGACUUGCCAGCAGCCGUGGCAAUGCAACUGUCAGGAAGGCUGGGGCGGCCUCUUCUGCAACCAAGAUCUGAACUACUGUACACAUCAUAAGCCCUGUCUGAAUGGAGCCACUUGUAGUAACACUGGUCAGGGGAGCUACACCUGUUCCUGUCGACCGGGCUACACGGGAGCCAGCUGCGAGAUCGAGGUCAACGCAUGUGCGGGAAAUCCCUGCCGCAACGGAGGAAGCUGCACUGACAUGGAGAACACUUACAGCUGUACCUGUCCACCUGGUUUCUAUGGCAAAAACUGUGAGCUCAGUGCCAUGACGUGCGCAGACGGACCGUGCUUUAAUGGCGGACGCUGUGCCGACAACCCAGAUGGUGGAUACUUCUGCCAGUGUCAGACGGGAUACGCAGGGUUCAACUGCGAGAAGAAGAUCGACCAUUGCACUUCUGCUCCAUGCUCGAAUGGUGCACGUUGUGUCGACCUGGUGAAUUCCUACUUGUGUCAGUGUCCAGAAGGGUACACGGGUAUGAACUGUGAUCAAGUUGGCGACGAGUGUUCCCUCUCCCCCUGCCAAAAUGGCGGCACAUGUCAGGAAGGGGCCAACGGUUACGUCUGUACAUGCCCACCUGGGUUCACCGGACAGAACUGCAGCUCACCUUUAGGUCGCUGCCAACACAACCCCUGCCACAACGGCGCCACCUGCCACGAGCGCAACAACCGCUACGUAUGUGCCUGCGUACCAGGAUACGGAGGACGCAACUGCCAGUUCUUGCUUCCGGACAGAGCUUCCCAGAUAGGCGGCGAUGUUCCCUGGACCGCCGUGGGUUCGGGAGUUUUGCUGGUGGUGUUGUUGGUAGUCGCCUGUGCCGUGUUGGUGGUUUGCGUUCGUUCAAAAGUUCAGCAGCGCCGUCGGGAACGAGAGGAGGAAGUCGCUAAUGGGGAAAACGAAACGAUCAAUAAUCUUACGAACAACUCUCACCGCGACAAAGAUCUUUCUGUAAGCGUUGUCGGGGCCGCACCGCUCAAGAACAUUAACAAGAAGAUUGACUUUCACAGCGACCACGACCUGAGUCUGACCACGGAGAAGCGGAGCUAUAAAACACGACAUGGACCUGCGGACUACAAUUUGGUACAGGAAGUAAAGUAUGAAGUGAAACACGAAGUAAAAUUGGAGCAUGUCGGGAAGGAGAUGGCAGCGAAGGACUUGUCCGAUAGCUGUGAGGACAUAAAGUGCCAAUCUCUGCAAGAGUCCUGCGAGUUCGAGGAGAAACGCAGGAAACGUCUGAAAAGCGAUGCAUCAGAAAAGUCAAAGUAUUCAGAGUCCAGAUAUUCUGAAUCAAAGUAUUCUGAAUCUAAAUAUUCAGAGUCAAAGUAUUCGGAAUCAAAGUUUUCCGAUUCGCUGUAUUCCGAGUCAUCAGCAUGUGCAUCGGCAUGUGCAUCGGCAUCCACGUCGGCUAUUGUCGACACCAAAUACAAAUCCGUCAUGGUGAUGUCGGAGGAGAAAGAUGAAUGUGUAAUUGCAACCGAGGUGUAAUGAGCCUGCAGGAGGCCGAUGCUCAUUGUGUCUUUCGGGAGACAUUUUGAACUCCCUAAGAAAAUGCUGCUGCUCGAACCCUUAGGUGGAAACGUCCCACCUUGUGACUACUGCUGCUGAGAAACUAGGACUGAUUGACUGAUAUUCAGGAUGAGCUGGUUCUCUGUACUGAAAGAGGCACAGGCAGUCGUGGCCUGUAGGCUUGGAAACUUGUGGAAAUGCUAAAGAUGGCCGAAGUGUCAUUAAAAUUUCAAAUGUAGUUGUAAAAUUUACCUGUAAAGCCAUUUUUGGACAAAGGUGUUGGACAAUGUGUGUCCAUUUUCAUGUUUUUAUUCUUGUUAACGUGGGUUCAUCACACGAAAAUGGCAUUUGGAAAAAUGUAACAGAAAGAAUACGAGAAUAAUAUAGCAGUGUUUUGCCAUGUGAUGUCCAGCAUCAUGGCAACGUUUUAGCAAUAUUUUGGCAACAUUUGCUGUUUAUUCGCCAAUACUUCCGUGGCCCCACAGGCUUUUUACUGUGCCCAGAAACUGCACCAAACAUUAAUGAUGUUGAAGUAGUUUUAAAGAAAUGUAUCGCAAAAUUUUUUGCCAUCGACUGUAUUAUUGAUACCGUGGCAAAGUUGCGGCAACAUUUUCGCAAUAUUUUGGCAACAUUUGCUGGCCCCGCCACAAGUCAGUGUACAAGGGACUACAUCAGAACGAUGGAUUUUCAGCCAUACUGGCCUAUCUACACUGGAUUGAAUGUCGCAUGAUGUCAUAUCCUGUCACAUGACCAGUGAAAACUAUAUGUAUUACCUGAUCACUGUGUAAACGGUAAAAAACUAAGUGCUCAAAAAAUCUCAAAGUCUUCCAAGCCUCCGCUUUUUUGCAUUAUGGUUUAGAAUAUGUAUGUAAUUUGUUUUUUGACGUAAAAAGUAUGUUUGUGUUGACGAUAAAUAAUAUCCUCGUUUGUAUGUUUUUUCCAUUUUUAUAACAAGAGCUGUAUGAUUUAAGUUAAUUUAUUUUUAUUUAAGUUUUAUGUAUUUCUAAAUAUUUGUAAUGUUUUUAAGAUUAUUUAAGUUUUAUGGUUUUUCCUAAGUUCUUCCUGUUACUUGCAAAGGCACUUCGGGUUGCUGGGAUGUUUUGAGAAAAUGUUAUUUAAAGAAGGAUUGUAAAAAAUGUUAUUAAUGCUAACAGGUUUCCGUUUGAUUUUUUCUCCGAAUGAAGUUUUAGCUUAAAUUAUUUUUCCAAAUAAAGAUUAUGAA